Panicum virgatum (switchgrass) is the source of this 1651-nucleotide messenger RNA. RefSeq names its product VAN3-binding protein-like. Gene Ontology annotation, biological process: leaf vascular tissue pattern formation; auxin-activated signaling pathway; phloem or xylem histogenesis. The record is from RefSeq and is a predicted model, not a curated record. Lineage: Eukaryota; Viridiplantae; Streptophyta; Magnoliopsida; Poales; Poaceae. Bases 143 to 1432 code for a protein of 429 amino acids. The transcript has 8 exons.
UAAGAACCUCUCCCCCCUCCAAAUAUCAACUAUAAAUAGACGGUGGCAGGGUGAUCUUUUCUCAUCACUAGCUACUUGCUCACUGAUCCGGUUCUGUUUUAUCGCUCAGCGCAUCCGCACCCUGAUUUGAGCAGUAGUCCUGAUGGAGCAUUUCAGGAGAGGGGUGGAGUUUGGGAUGGCCUCCUUCCAGAGAUGUCAUCCACUGUCAUGUCAAAUGGCAGAGAACGCACCAUUCGAUGCUCAAAAGGCGGCUAUCCGCUGUAAAGAGAAGUCAUGGCGUUCUAAGUGCCACCACCCCGAAGAGAUGCCGGUCAUCCCUGAGCAGGCCAUGGAGUACCUCUCUCGUACAUGGAGCCCCUCCUCCUCGGAUCUCUUCCAAAUACUCUCCCCCAGUAGCCUAGGAUCGUCACCGGAGGACUCUGAGCGAGAUGAAGCAGGAGGAGACAGAGGCCAAGACGAAGAGAAGCAUCUUGACACGGUUCAUUCCGACGGAGGAACAAGCCAAUUGUUCAAUCAGACUUGGAGAGUUGUAGCCAGUGGCAAGCCUAGCUCCAGACAGCGCCGGCACAAGCUAGUCCAGCCUGCCUGGCUCAACGUUGGGAAUAUGAAGGCGAUGCUGCGAGGGUUCCUGCUGGACAGCGUGAUGCCGGCUACCGGAAGCCGGCGGAGGAGGCGGAGGGACGAGCUCCGGCUGCACUCGGCGCAGGCGCACGCGGCCGUGUCGGUGGCGCAGCUCGCCGCGGCGGUGGCAGGCGUCGUGUCGGUGUGCGACCUGAGGCCGGCCCCGGCCGCGACGGCCAGCGCCGGCGGCGACAGGAGGCUGGGCACGGUGCUCGCGUCCGCGGCGGCGCUGGUGGCCACCGUGUGCGCGGAGGCCGCGGAGAGUGCCGGCGCCGGCCGCGGCCGCGUCACGUCCGCCGUGAGGACCGGCCUCGAGAGCCGCUCCUCCGCGGAGCUCCUCACCCUCACGGCCACCGCCGCCACAAGUCUGAGGGGAGCUGCAGCGCUGAAGCAGAGGGUGGCCGACCUCAGGGGGAUCAGCAGCAGCAGCAACGCCAUGGCCAUGGGCAUCAGCGCUGGCAUCCAGAAGGGCACCACCCUCAGAGUCUGCCUGCCUUGCGGGAGGGUGCGGGUGAGGACGGUGUCCGUCUUCCCUCAGCGCGGCGGCGGCGGGGUGGCGCUGAGGCUGGGGAAGAAGCGCCUCCACGGCGCGUUCGCCACCUACAAGGACUAUGUGGUAUCGGCGGUCAGGGAGGGCAGCGGCAAGGCGGUGGUGGAAGGGCGGCCGGCGUUUCCGGUGGCGCUGGUCACGGAGGAGGAGGAGGGGGCGACGGUGCAGCUGCUGUUCGAGCACCAGACGCACUGCAAGGUCUGGAAGGCCGCCAUCGAGGGGAUGCUGGCCGAGCAGAAGCUCAAGCGCGGCAGCAACUGAUGAACUGACCGGGCGGGGACUGUUUGUGUUUCCAGCACGCAUCUGUACUUGCUCUUGCUACUACAAUUCUACUUGAUCGAGUAGAUUUUUUUGGAGAGGAGAGUUGUUGUUCUUUCUCUAUGUGUAGCCAUGCGUGCCUUGCGUCUUGUAUCUCUGUGUAUAAUGUAUGGGAGUGAAUCCAAGUUCAUAAAAGGGUGAAGAAUCUGCUGUAGAAUUGAA